Molecule: messenger RNA, 1734 nt
Organism: Ceratina calcarata
Lineage: Eukaryota; Metazoa; Arthropoda; Insecta; Hymenoptera; Apidae
Gene: Rad9
Product: cell cycle checkpoint control protein Rad9
Exons: 6
Coding region: 59-1489 (476 amino acids)
Biological process (GO): mitotic intra-S DNA damage checkpoint signaling; DNA replication checkpoint signaling; cellular response to ionizing radiation
Cellular component (GO): checkpoint clamp complex
Source: RefSeq, a predicted model, not a curated record
UUAAUUUUUCUGACACAUCAUUAAUUAAUGGGAAACAUUUUAAUGAAAAGUAUCGAAUAUGAAGUGUGUUAUUCCAUCGAUAAAUGUAAAAGUUCUAGCGAAAGCUGUACAUACGUUAGCAAAAAUUGGGGAUGAAAUGUACAUAGAACCACAGGAAAAUAAUGUAGCAUUUCGUACUGUUAACAUGGCAAAUUCAGCGUAUGCUGAUUUUGUGUUUUUUGAAAACUUUUUCGCUCAUUACGCUUACGGUGAUCUUCAGGAAAGUGAUGCAUUAAAAUGCAAAAUUUCAAUGAGGAGUGCGAUGGCUGUGUUUAAGUCUAUCAAUGUAAUAGAUAAACAGGUGGAAACGUGUCACAUUAAAUUAGAACCAAAUGCAUCUGAAAUCAUAUUUAUUUUAAAAUACAAAAACAGUAUUAUCAAAACUCAUUUGCUACCUAUAUUAGAUUGUGAAAUAUUGCAGACAGGUUACGAUAAGGAUAGUGCCUCAAAUAAACUCUCAUUCCAAGCACAAGUAUUCGGAGACGCAAUACAGAAUUUCCAUCAACAGUUAGUUGAAAUAACACUCGAAGUCGCUGCACAAAAACUUUUGCUCAGAAAUUAUGUUGAUGAUACUACGGGUCUGUCCAAUACGACACGUACACAGCUCGUACUCGCUAAAGGAGAAUUCAAUCGAUACGAUGUCAGUAGUGAAACAGCGAUUACAUUUUGUAUGAAGGAAUUCAAAUCUAUCUUAAGUUUUGCAGAAACUGUAGGCGCAUCAGUUAGUAUAUAUUUUGGAGCAGCAGGAAGACCUGCAAUAUUCGCCUUAAAACAUCCGUCAUUUGAAACAAAUUUGGUAUUGUCAACGCUAAACCCUGAUGCAGAUACUCAAACGGAAACGAUAUUAAUGAAUAAACAAGAUAAAUCUGUAAGAACGGCAACAGGAAAUAGACGGGGUUCUAGAAAAUCCAAUACUAAAUCUGCACUGAGAAUGAAAAAUAGAUCAGCUACGUUGAAUUGUGUGUCAAACCCGGCUCGUUCAAGCUUGCAUCCAUGUUUCAUGGAGGAAGAAAACCAGAAAGAACAAGAUGAUUCUAACGAGCGAAGUAAUCCUAGUACGUCGAGAAACAAUAAUCAAAACGUAAUUGAAAAAAGUUAUUUGCUGGCAAAGAAUACUCAUGAAAAAUCUCAAAGGGAUUCUAGAGCAGAAAGUGAUAAGUCUACAAGGCUACGUGAAAUAUCUGCAAAUGAGAAAAGAUUAGUCAGUUCUGUAUUUAGUAAUAUAAUAAAAAGAAAAUCGAACAAUCAUGAGCCUUAUAAUGAACAAAAUGUUAGUAAUGAUAAACGUAACGUAGUCGAGGAAGAUAAAGUUCCAAACUCGCCACCUCCACCAGCUAAAAAAGCACGUUUAAUUUUUCAAAAAUGUUUUCAAAGAACAUUUGAUCCUAGUACAUUGCCUGGAUAUGACGUUAUUUUAGCUGACGAUUCAGAUGAGGCUUGCAGCGAAUGAACAUAAUCUUCAUGUCUUACGUCUGCGUCGUAAUCAGAUAAUCUCAAAAAUUCCUAAUUAUUAUAUUGUUUUAUCAAAAUGAUUAUUUAUAUUUAUCCAUGUUCUGUAUUUAUCAAAAUGCUGAUAUUUUAUGAUCAAACAUGUAAAUAUUAAAGCGCAUAAGUGCUUGUACACUCGUUAGCCGAAGACAGUUUUUGUACAAAAAUAGACCUCGAGAAUAAAUAAAAAAGUUCUUUUUAAAUUAA